Molecule: messenger RNA, 953 nt
Organism: Phlebotomus papatasi
Lineage: Eukaryota; Metazoa; Arthropoda; Insecta; Diptera; Psychodidae
Product: fatty acid hydroxylase domain-containing protein 2-like
Exons: 2
Coding region: 20-883 (287 amino acids)
Biological process (GO): sterol biosynthetic process
Molecular function (GO): iron ion binding; C-4 methylsterol oxidase activity
Source: RefSeq, a predicted model, not a curated record
GUGCGGAAAAUUGUGCGAAAUGGAGGUAAUUUCUUACUGGACUGAAACUGGAGAAUUAACUCAGAGCCUCUGGCUCAAAUUGCUGAAUAUUAUUGGGAAAGAUUCUUUCACAUUGUGGGUGAUUGUUCCCUUUACAUUGACCACUGUUCUGUACUGGACUUUUGGUGGAUUCUACCUGUUUAUGGACAUUACGGAAAAACCGGCUUUCUUGCGGAAAUACAAAGUUCAACCAGGAACAAAUGAACCAGUUGAGGAUGAAAAACUUCGGAAACUCUUGAUAACUGUGCUGUUCAAUCAGUUCGGUAUUGGUCUCCCUAUGGCCAUCCUCAACUGGACAGUGAUGAGGGAGAGAAGUCUGGGUCCUGUAGAACUCUAUCCAACUCCUAUUCGCAUCCUCUUUGAUCUUAUAGUUUGUCUUCUGUUGCAAGAGAUAGGUUUCUACUACAGUCAUAGGCUCCUGCAUCAUCGUCUUCUGUAUAAAAUCAUUCACAAGAAACACCACGAAUGGACAUCUCCCAUAGCAAUAUCUGCUAUGUAUUGCCAUCCUAUUGAGCAUGUAUUUAGCAAUUUAAUGCCUCCUUUUCUGGGUCUCUACGUGAUGCGGAGUCAUCCUGCAACAGCCUGGAUUUGGUUUAGCAUUGCAAUUUUGGCCACUCUCAAUGACCACUCAGAUUACCAUUUCCCACUGCUGCCCAGCCCAGAAGCACAUGACUUUCAUCACCUCAAAUUCAACAACUGUUUCGGUGUUAUUGGACUUCUGGACUGGCUCCAUGGAACUGAUAAGAUGUUCAGGGCAUCAAGGGCAUUCGAUCGUCACAAAAUUUCUCUAACUGUUGCAUCUCAACGGGAAAAGUUUCCAGAUAUUGUAAAGAAAAGUCUUUAAGGGGAAGAAACAGAGCAUUUAAAGGAUCCUAAGGACAAGUACAAUGGAAGAAUAAAAAAAUGAAAAUGAA